UUCGUUUUGUUUUAUUACUCGGUUAAGAACAAGCUCGACCAGUGGUUGUGAGCUGAGUGGUGGGUCGAUUGAAAAUUGUUGAUGUGCAUAGAUUCACUAUAUAACUAAAUUAUUAGUUAUAAACAUGGCAGAACACGAAUGUUUGAUUUCUUGUUAAUUAUGUGAUCGUGAAUGUGAGAUCAGUCAAUGGAUGCAUUCAGUUGGUAUGCUGCUGAAACGAAUCAUCCCAGCAAGAACUGUAUGAACAAGGCGGUGCCGCUUUGCAGCUUGACCAAUUUACAACUGAGAUUUCUCUGUCCAACAGAUUUGCCAGAGGUGAGAGCGCUUUGCCAAGAUUGGUUCCCAAUAGACUACCCAUACACUUGGUAUGAGGACAUUACCUCCAACCCUCGUUUCUACUCGCUGGCAGCCGUCUAUGAGGGCAUCAUCAUCGGGCUCAUCGUGGCAGAGAUCAAGUCAUACUUCAAGCUCAACAGGGAGGACAAGGAUAUCUUGGCAGCAUCGUUUGGCAAGUCAUGCUGCGUCGGAUACAUCCUGAGUUUGGGUGUCAGCGAGAAACAUCGGCGCAAUGGCAUUGCUUCGUUGUUGCUGGAGAAUCUCGUCAGUCACCUCACAGCACCUGAAAACUCCCACUGCAAAGCCAUCUUCCUGCACGUGCUCACCGUCAACUCCGUGGCGAUACACUUCUACGAGCACCGCCACUUCCGAUUACAUUCCUUUUUGCCAUACUACUACUCUAUAAACGGAAAGAGCAAAGAUGGCUUUACGUACGUCCUUUACAUCAACGGAGGUCACUCUCCAUGGGGAGUUUACGACUAUGUCAAAUAUGGCUGCGGACUGCUGUACCAGCUGGACCUCUGUGCAUGGGUGACUGCGCGGUUGCGCGGCGCACUGGCAUGGCUUUGGCCCGGAAUGCGCCGUAUCGUCGUCGAAAACACCACUGCGCUUAUCACACACUAACGUCCCAUACCGUAACACUACCGCUGAUUAAUAUAUUCUCUAUAUAGUUUUAUAUGUAUAGUAUUAUUUUUUACCCAUUAUAUAUUUUAUACUGUAAAUGUUUAUUUUUUAUAGUUGAUAUUAUUUAUUUUCUUUAGUGUUUAACACAUGCUCAAUCCUAUACCGGUCUCUUUGUUCGUAGUAGUUUUACCAGAAGUGGACAGACAAAUGGUUGUAUUAUUUAUUACCGAGGAAUUAUAAGGUGACUAUAUAUGUGGAAAUUUUGUCACAUUUGAAAUUAUAUUACAGACAUGUUAAGUCUAUGAUCUACGUGUAUUUAAUAUAUUGCUGGUUACUUAUAUUUUGUGAACUAAUAUUAGCCUCAAAGUGUACUUUUUUUGCAACAGUUUGUUAAGAAAUAAAUAAUUUUAUAAAAAUAAUAUA
This is a messenger RNA of Homalodisca vitripennis (glassy-winged sharpshooter), 1383 nucleotides long. It is a transcript of the gene Naa60, whose product is annotated as N-alpha-acetyltransferase 60. Gene Ontology annotation, molecular function: histone acetyltransferase activity; protein-N-terminal amino-acid acetyltransferase activity. Gene Ontology annotation, biological process: N-terminal peptidyl-methionine acetylation. Lineage: Eukaryota; Metazoa; Arthropoda; Insecta; Hemiptera; Cicadellidae. The record is from RefSeq and is a predicted model, not a curated record. Gene Ontology annotation, cellular component: Golgi membrane. The transcript has 6 exons. The coding region runs from base 187 to 960 and encodes 257 amino acids.